CUGUCACUGUCACAACACAACUCAUUAUACUGACGUGUAUACAAAAAUUGAUAAAGUUUAAUCACUUUUAAAAGAAAAAAUUUGUAUUGUAUUUUCAGCAAUUUAAAGAAAAAUGACGUAUGUAACUGGUGGGCAGUUACAACAAAAUCCACCUAUAUUUACAAGGAUUUCCAAGUUUUUUGAUGGAGUAAUACAUUUUGUCAUUAACUUCUUUAUAACAUUGAUUCCGAUUGAAUAUAAUGCCCAAAGUAGCUCAAGUGGUUCCAGUUCAUCUAGGGGCAGUGGUAGUACUCUUGGACGUGGUGGAGGAGGAGGAGGUGGUGGUGGAUGGGGUGGAAGACCUAAUGGACCUGGAGGUGGAAAUGGUGGUGCUAGAUUUAGAACAAUGAGGGACAUCAAUCCUCCAACUGUAGGUGGCUGUGCAGGUGGAUCAUGUGGGAUGUAAAAUAUAUCUGAAAGUUAAAUGGGGUUUCACCAAUAUUAUAAAUUAUAGUUUUAUGUAAAUUGCAAUUAUAUUAUAUGUAUAAAGGUCUAUUUUUAUGUUAGGUUUAUUAUGGUUCUGUUUUAUCGUAAUUAAUAAAGUAAUUUAUAUGUGUUUCAG
Diabrotica balteata is the source of this 601-nucleotide messenger RNA. The record is from the annotation of a GenBank genome assembly. NCBI's taxonomy places the organism in Eukaryota, Metazoa, Arthropoda, Insecta, Coleoptera, Chrysomelidae.